AUGUCUGAAAGGAGGUACAGAGUGCGGUCUCGUGGCCGAUCUCCGUCCCCUCGGCGUCCGCCGGCAAGGCCUCGCGAUUUGAGCCCUUCAAGGCCUCGGAAUUAUCCCUCUGACGGCCGUUAUGGGAAGGAAGAGUAUUUUGGUGGGCCACGAACAUCUCGGAGGAUAGAAAAGAGGGAUGAUUUUAAUCGAGAUUUUAGAUCAUAUUCUCCAAGGUCUCCUGAAUAUGUCCAUAGAGAUAGGGAUAAGUAUGCUGCAGGUGACAGGUGGCUGAGGAGGAGCCCUCUCAGAAUUAGGAGCCCCCGAGAAUUUGAGAAAAGGGAUGAAUUCAAGAGGGAUAACGACACAUCACGAAAUAUGAGACUGCCAGACUAUGAUGCUGCUGCUGCUGCUGCUGCUGGCAAAACUUUUAAAGAUGGGGCCCACAUUGGUCAUUCGAUGAGAUCAUAUCAUGAGGGCUCCUAUCCAUGGGAUCAUAUUCUGGAUGGUCCGAGAAAACCCGUGUAUUUGAGUGUGAAUGAUUAUGGCGGGACCCCUGACUAUAUCAGGGUUCGUGAGAGGGAUUACUAUCCGCAAUAUACGGAUAAUACCAAGACCUCACUUGCUUUGGGUCAUGGUGGUGUUGAUGAUGUUGUGCACGCGAGCAAUCUGGGUAGUGCUGAUGUCAGUGGUCACAGGCCUCCUGUGUCGUCAUCUUACUUGAAUACCUGUACAAGCAAACUUGGGUGUGCACAUUUGGAGGACAAACGACAGUUGGAGAAAAGAAACGGGAGCUUGCGCAAUGAAGAAGAUCAUCUAAGUGAAAUGAAAAGGGCCUUUUUCCUUUACCAGGAUGGGUCUCUGGGUGUAGACGAAAGGGAAAGAGAUGAAAGUUACGGUUUCAAGAAAGGGAACAGCCUCCUGUCUUCACAGGGUCAUUUGAAGGGAGAUUAUAUCCAUUCUAGGGAAUACAUUUCAGUGCCGAGGGGCACUAUGGAGGGUUUUCUAGGCUGCUCUCCUUCUAGAGACCGAGACAUGCCUUCAAAAUUGAGCCAAAAAGGCAGUGGGUUAACUUCCCAGCCCAUUGGUUUUGAUGGAUAUACAGGAAGCCAGUUUGAUGAUACUAGGAGCACUUCAAGAUUAUAUAGGCCGCCCCAGGAAAAGCAAGACAAUGACUUGUUUUCUGAAUUUGGCAGAAGCAAAAUAGGCAGCACGAGUACAAGACAUAAUGACGUUGAAGAGGAUUAUAGAGAUCACCAUAUGUCAAGAAAUGUUGUUUUUAACCCUGCAGUUGAUGAAUGCCCUCAUAUGAAACCACCUAUGAGGGAUGAUGGACAAUGGGGUCCAUACUCAUCUCAGGUGCGGUCAAUGCCUGAUGAUAGACUUGAUGCAAGCAGAUCAGUUCAUGCAAGAAAGCAAGAGUGUGACAUGUUGGGUGCCGGAAACUCUCGCCUCGAUUAUGACAUUGUCGGAUAUCGUGAAUAUGUCAGUGUUGAAAAAGAUGAUCAUUGUCAUCAUCAUUCUAGAAUGGAUGUUUGUGAGUGGUCUCGUGAUGAAAGAUUAGAUAGUUUACUAUCAAGUGGAUAUGAGUCACAUGACCCUUCGUUUGGCAGAUUUUACGAUAGCCCUAGCAAGAAUUUAGGUUUGGAGGAUGUAGACCUGGACGAAACCUUUGGGAGAAGAUUGAGAAAUAAACAUGGUAGGGACGAGAUGUACGAGCAGGAUGUCGGGAUUAGAAUUUCUGCUGAUGGGAAUGGUGCAAGGAAGAUAUACAAUCGAGAAAAAUUGGGAGAUGAAAUUGGUUUUGCAGAUUAUUCUAAGAAACCCAGAUCAAGCAGAGCUAACUUUGAGGAAUCACGGAUGGGGUUUUCCAAUAUAACCAAUAGUCGGCCAACUUCUUCAAGGUCUCACCCACGUAAACCUGGUUCUGGAGAUAUAAAGAAGAGACUAGGACCAGUUCCACAUAAGCUUCAUGUUUCACAGCGUUUAUUUAAAAAACAUAAACCAUCAGUGAUGAAGCGGUUGGCACCUGCUCCAACAAAGAAACAUGGUCCUACUGCAAUAGUAAAAAAUCGAAGUUCUCAAUUUCCGAAAAGCAUUCAAGAUUCAGAUGGAAAUCCUCGCACUCUUGAAGACCACUUGGGAGAUCAUAUUAUUAACCCAAAGCCUGAACCACCUGAGGAGUCGGAGGAUUUCAAACAGCUGGUGCAAAAUGCAUUUUUCAAGUAUCUCAAACAAAUUAAUGAGAUGCCUGGGAAAAGGAAAAAGUACCUGGAGCAUGGCAAAGCUGGUAGUUUAAAGUGCAUUGUAUGUGGCAGCAACUCAGACGAGUUUGCAGAGACGGAAAGUUUAGCAAGACAUGCCGUCUCGUCCAAAAAGGUGGGUCUUAGAUCUCAGCAUUUGGGCUUGCACAGAGCCCUCUGUGCACUCAUGGGUUGGAAGAUUUCAGAGCAGCCCAGCAGUCCAUGGGUUUGUGAGGUAAUGUCCAGUGCGGAGUCUUCAGCUCUUAAAGAAGACCUCAUUAUUUGGCCACCUGUUGUAAUUGUGUAUAACAGCGCCAUAGAUAACAAGAAUCCUGAUGAACGGAUUAUUGUAUCUCCUGAGAAGCUGGAUUUGCAGCUCAGAGAUAUGGGUUUCGUAAGCAUUGUUAAGGUGUGCAAUGGAAAACCUGCGAACCAAAGUGUAAUGCUGGUUAAGUUCAAUGGUACACUCUCUGGAUUACAAGAGGCAGUUAAGUACCACAAGCGAUACCUCGAGUCCAAGCAUGGGAGAGACGAACUGAAUCAGUUAAAAUCCGAUAACCAAAUGUCGGCACAUGUAACAUCAACCAAUAAAGAAGAAGAUUUUCUGUAUGGCUACCUGGGAAUUGUGGAGGAUCUGGACAAACUCGACUUUGACACCAAGAAACGGUGUGUUUUGAGGAGUAAAAAUGAGAUCAUGAACAUCGUGAACAUCCCUUUAGCCACUGGGGAAGAAAAUUGA
Molecule: messenger RNA, 2961 nt
Organism: Striga hermonthica
Lineage: Eukaryota; Viridiplantae; Streptophyta; Magnoliopsida; Lamiales; Orobanchaceae
Source: the annotation of a GenBank genome assembly